Messenger RNA from Parasteatoda tepidariorum (common house spider), 3240 nucleotides. The record is from RefSeq and is a predicted model, not a curated record. NCBI's taxonomy places the organism in Eukaryota, Metazoa, Arthropoda, Arachnida, Araneae, Theridiidae.
AUCUGAAUAAUAAUGGAUGUUUAUUAAUGAAGUUAAAAUUUUGGUCAUAUUUCAAACAACUACAUAUAAAUAAUUUACAUUGAGAUUGAUAAGUAAUAUAUUUUACCUCUUGUCUAUUCAAUUAUUUGUUUGAAGCCUGAGUGUACAUUUUUGACCUGCUUCAUCAAAGGUGAUUUGGUGUGUAGCAAUAUUAUUUUUCUUGUUCUGUACAAAUAAAUAUUUGUAGUGUAGCGCAAUACACUUGUGUUUAUAUUAUGCUCUUUCAGUGUUUUCAUCAUAGAAAAAAAAAAGGGUGAGAAUUUCUCACCCUUUCUCAAAAACAGGGUAAGAUUUCAAAAAACUAAAAUAAAACACAAAUACAUACUUGCCAACUUUUACGGAUUAUCCGUAAAAUGUACGGAUUUACGUCUAAUUCUACGGGCCUACGGAUUAACCUGGAAUUUAUACGGAUCCCCCGUUUUUAGCGUUGCACGAUUAGCACAUCGGUAAAAUUCCGCGAUUAUCAGCUGCUACGGAGCUAGAGUAAAACCAUUUGUAAAGGGGGAAAACAGAAAAAAUGACAGGAGUUUUCCGAUCUAUUCCAAAGCAACACGGUAACCACACACCCCUUAUAAGUGGCUUAUCCUCGUAACCAUAGUAACGGCACGUUCACGUGUAAACCAGUUGAUUGGUUAUUCUCCUUUUCUCCCUCCUAACUGCUUCCAGUCUCCUUUAGUGAAUGCGCUGUUCCCGUCAUUAUUGCCACUCCCCGUUUCUACUACGUCACUGAACUAGCCGAUCCAAACGUCGUUCUCCCUCCCUCUGUAACGAACGAAAACGGUACUGAACUGUCGACUACUACUUAGCUUGUAAUCACGUGGUGUGCGUUAAAAAUGAAACCGAAGAAAACUUAUUUUCAAUCGUAUAAGAAUUCUUAUACUGCAGAGUUUCCAUGCAUAAAAAAAUCAAACAAAGGAGAAAAGUAUGCUUAUUGUACGAUUUGUUUUUCUGACUUUCUAAUAUCGCACGGAGGUAGAAAUGAUAUACAUCGCCACGUGACCGGACCGAAUCAUGCCAAGAACAUUGAAAACGCUGAAAAUAACCAAAGACUAAGCAAAUUUUUUAAGCCACCUGAUAAUGUCCAAGAUGAAGUAAUGCGUGCUGAGUUAUUGUUUACCUCUUUUUUAGUUGAGCAUAAUGUUCCGCUAAAUGCCGCCAGCCAUGUGGGUCCGCUUUUUCGAAAGAUGUUUCCGAAAAGUGAAAUUGCGAAACGUUACGGAUGUGCUAAAACCAAAACUGCAUCCCUUGUCCAUGAAAUGGCUAUGGAUCGAACUUCAGAAAUCAUUAAAUAUUUGCAAGAACAAGCAUUUACUGCAGCAUGUGAUGGUAGUCACGAAGCUGAUUAUAAGUUGUACCCAGUUGUGGUGAGUUAUUUUAACGUGGAUCUUCAACGCAUUGAAAGUACUUUAUUGGCAAUCCCAAAUUUGGAAGGAAACUCCACAGGUGAAAAUAUAAGCUCCCUUCUUUUAAAUGUGUUUGCUAAAUAUGACAUUCCUUUUAGAAAUUGUAUAGCAUUCAGUGCAGAUAAUGCUUCUGUUAUGCAGGGAAAGAAAAAUGGUGUGAUUUCAUUUUUAGAAAAAGAAAAUGAGCACAUAAUAUCAAUUGGAUGCUGCUGCCAUUUAAUACAUCUUGCCUCUGAAAAAGCUGCUGCAACUUUUCCCGUUAGGAUAGAUGAAGUUUUGGUAGAUAUUUUUUACCACUUAAAAAGGAGCGUUAAUCGUAAGGACUCUCUUAAGAAAUUUCAGGAAAUGUAUGGUAAAGAAGCACAAAAAGUGCUUAAGCAUGUGUCAACUCGCUGGUUAUCGUUAGGGAGAAGUCUUACACGCUUGGUUAAUCAGUGGGAUCCACUUACAAGUUAUUUCAGAGCUGAAGUUUCCACUUCCAGUGUGUCUGUAUCAUCUACUUUGUCAUUUUUCAAAAUACCAAAAGUAGUUGAUACAGAAAGCAACACAAGAGUAGAAAAAUUGAAGGAUAAGCCUAAAGUGGAAACUAAGACACAUAAGCAGGACCCAACUAAUGAUAAAAAAAGGAAAAGUUCACAACAAGAAAUUGUGAAUAUUGUUAAAAGACAUAAAGCUCAAAAAGAUUCUUCAACUUUAUCCAAAGAAGAGAAAAUUUUUAUGUUUUUAUCUUCAGAUUUGAAUAAGUGCUUUAGUUUAUUUCUUUUAAAUGUUAUCCCUACAUUUGAAAAGGUAAAUGUAAUUUUACAGUCAUCUUCCCCACAAAUUCAUCGAUUAAGAGCUCUUCUUUUGGAUAUGUUGAAAGAACUUUUUUCGAAGUUUGUUAAACCUUCUGAGGUUAAAGGAAAAGAGUUAACAUGUGUCAAUUUUCAUUCUUCUUUCAACCAUAAAGAUCAGCAAGAUUUAGUUAUAGGCAACGCAGCAAUGGACUUAAUUUCAAAUUCUUCGGAAGAAGAAAAAUCAUUGUUUUAUUCAGCUGUUAUCAAAUAUUUCAUAACUGCCUGUGAAUAUAUUAUUAAGAAAUUCCCUUUAAAUGAUCAAGUACUCAAACAUGCUGAAGUUGCUGACUUAAAUAAAAUUGAAAACUCCAGUUUUGAAAGUGUGAGAUAUUUUGUAAAUUUGUUUCCCUUCCUUUUAAAAACAAAAAGUAAUGAAACCAAGCUUACAGCAAUGGAUGAACUGCAGAAACAGUUUUGCCAACUUCAGUUGGAAGAUUUGAGUGAAAUAACUGUUCCAGAUAGAUCAAUUGAUGUGCAGUGGUCAAUGAUAAGUCAAAUGAAAGGUGCGGAUGGCAUGUUUAAGUAUGAAAAAUUGGGAAACAUUGUAUUGUCAAUUCUUCUCAUACCACAUUCAAAUUCAGAAUGUGAGAGAAUUUUUAGUUUGGUUAGAAAGAACCGUACUGAAUCGCGAACAAUUAUGUCUAAUAAAACUUUAGAAAGCCUGCUUAUAUUAAAAACCAAAUUUUCUAAAAUCUGUCACGAACAAGUGUUUGAAAAAGAUUUUUUAAUUAAAGCAAAGAAGGCUACUUCAGCUUCUUUAAAUUCAGCAUCCUCUUUUGCUGUUGAUUUAGAGGAAAACCCUUAAAGAACUAUUUUAUUUUGCAUAUAGCAUUUUUUUAAAAAGUAGCAUCAUUGUAAUAGAAUUUGAAAUAAUUGUAAUAGAAAUUGAGAUGACAAAUGGUUGGUUGAUUAGAUAUUUCUGUACAUUUUCUAACAAGUGCAAUUAAAAAAUUUAAUGAAAA